AUGUGCGAAACUCGAAACAUUUACCCAGUGGGUGGGGGCGAAGUAUGUCUUUGGCCGAACAACACCACCGAGUUUGGCUGGAUCCGUUUUCACGAUAUGCGUGUUGCGUCGACUUCGGCCGAUGUGAUCGAGCUUUUAAUUUUUACGUGCCACUGGAAACAGGCUUCCAAAAGGAAGCUGGCUUGGGACCCCGAGAAGAAAUCCGACUAUCUAAAACAAUGUCUAUUCUUCGCUUACGGGUUUCCUGGGCGGGUUGGGAUGGUUGAUUCAAGGGAAUCUCCCGACACAAGCUAUACUGUUGAACUGAUGCUGCAGAGGUAUCCUGCAAUACCUGGUCAAUAUUGGCACAAGAUUUGGAGGGACUACCGCCACAACAAAUGGAAAACGGACGCACGAUGGAAAGUUCUAUCGUGGAAAUUUUCAGAACAAGAAAUUGUAAACCGUCAUUUGGAGCUUUCCGGACAAGCUGUCAUGGCCUUCUUGCAACAGUAA
Aspergillus tanneri is the source of this 492-nucleotide messenger RNA. RefSeq lists its product as uncharacterized. The record is from RefSeq and is a predicted model, not a curated record. Lineage: Eukaryota; Fungi; Ascomycota; Eurotiomycetes; Eurotiales; Aspergillaceae. The coding region runs from base 1 to 492 and encodes 163 amino acids. The transcript has a single exon.